Drosophila bipectinata is the source of this 1896-nucleotide messenger RNA. RefSeq names its product serine-rich adhesin for platelets. NCBI's taxonomy places the organism in Eukaryota, Metazoa, Arthropoda, Insecta, Diptera, Drosophilidae. The record is from RefSeq and is a predicted model, not a curated record.
AUGGAACAUUCUUUAUCGACUUCCACCACUGAAGGGCAGACUUCGAGUCUGGAAACAACUACACAUUCCAUACUCGAUGGAAAUAAUGGUGAAUCUGAAAGUUCUACCGAAGAAAAUGUUACAACCUCAUCAACGGAAUAUUCUUUCUCGACUUCCACCACUGAAGGGCAGACUUCGAGUCUGGAAACAACUACACAUUCCAUACUCGAUGGAAAUAAUGGUGAAUCUGAAAGUUCUACCGAAGAAAAUGUUACAACCUCAUCAACGGAACAUUCUUUCUCGACUUCCACCACUGAAGGGCAGACUUCGAGUCCAGAAACAACUACACAUUCCAUACUCGAUGGAAAUAAUGGUGAAUCUGAAAGUUCUACCGAAGAAAAUGUUACAACCUCAUCAACGGAACAUUCUUUCUCGACUUCCACCACUGAAGGGCAGACUUCGAGUCCAGAAACAACUACACAAUCCAUACUCGAUGGAAAUAAUGGUGAAUCUGAAAGUUCUACCGAAGAAAAUGUUACAACCUCAUCAACGGAACAUUCUUUCUCGACUUCCACCACUGAAGGGCAGACUUCGAGUCCAGAAACAACUACACAUUCCAUACUCGAUGGAAAUAAUGGUGAAUCUGAAAGUUCUACCGAAGAAAAUGUUACAACCUCAUCAACGGAACAUUCUUUCUCGACUUCCACCACUGAAGGGCAGACUUCGAGUCCAGAAACAACUACACAUUCCAUACUCGAUGGAAAUAAUGGUGAAUCUGAAAGUUCUACCGAAGAAAAUGUUACAACCUCAUCAACGGAACAUUCUUUCUCGACUUCCACCACUGAAGGGCAGACUUCGAGUCCAGAAACAACUACACAAUCCAUACUCGAUGGAAAUAAUGGUGAAUCUGAAAAUUCUGCCGAAGAAAAAGUUACAAACUCAUCAACGGAACAUUCUUUCUCGACUUCCACCACUGAAGGGCAGACUUCGAGUCUGGAAACAACUACACAUUCUAUACUCGAUGGAAAUAAUGGUGGAUCUAAAAAUGCUAGCGAAAAUAGAGUUGGAGCCUCAUCAAUGGAACAUUCUUUAUCGACUUCCACCACUGAAGGGCAGACUUCGAGUCUGGAAACAACUACACAUUCCAUACUCGAUGGAAAUAAUGGUGAAUCUGAAAGUUCUACCGAAGAAAAUGUUACAACCUCAUCAACGGAACAUUCUUUCUCGACUUCCACCACUGAAGGGCAGACUUCGAGUCCAGAAACAACUACACAAUCCAUACUCGAUGGAAAUAAUGGUGAAUCUGAAAAUUCUGCCGAAGAAAAAGUUACGAACUCAUCAACGGAACAUUCUUUCUCGACUUCCACCACUGAAGGGCAGACUUCGAGUCUGGAAACAACUACACAUUCUAUACUCGAUGGAAAUAAUGGUGGAUCUAAAAAUGCUAGCGAAAAUAGAGUUGGAGCCUCAUCAAUGGAACAUUCUUUAUCGACUUCCACCAUGAAGGGAGACUUCGAGUCUGGAAAACUACACAUUCCAUACUCGAUGGAAAUAAUGGUGAAUCUGAAAGUUCUACCGAAGAAAAUGUUACAACCUCAUCAACGGAACAUUCUUUCUCGACUUCCACCACUGAAGGGCAGACUUCGAGUCCAGAAACAACUACACAAUCCAUACUCGAUGGAAAUAAUGGUGAAUCUGAAAGUUCUACCGAAGAAAAUGUUACAACCUCAUCAACGGAACAUUCUUUCUCGACUUCCACCACUGAAGGGCAGACUUCGAGUCCAGAAACAACUACACAAUCCAUACUCGAUGGAAAUAAUGGUGGAUCUAAAAAUGCUAGCGAAAAAAGAAUUGGAGCCUCAUCAAUGGAACAUUCUUUAUCGACUCCCACAUCUGCAGGGCAGAAUUCGAAUCUGA